UUGUUUCUGAUAAUGGCGGCGUCCUUGUGUGUAAACAUGCAGCAUCGGUUAUGAUUAUAAAUUUGCUUCAGUUAAAGUUUUGUUGACAUUUGAGGUGUUUUUUGUGCAUAUUGAAUAAUUGUUACGAGGAAAUUUAACGAAAGGACACCAACUCCCCCCCCGAAAAGGCUUCAGUUUUGCACCAUCAUCAGAAACAUUAUCUUAAUGGCCCAGUCUUCUGUCUGAGAGCAAAGGUUUUCUCUACACACACUUCUAGACUCUGGGACUGUGAGGUGCAAGUAUGUCAGAUCAUGGAACCUACAGUGAUGCGCUUAGUUUAGGAGGAACAGGACAGGAGGCAGAAGCUGAUGGAGAUCCAUUUAAUGCUGAGCCUCCAACAUCCUGCACUGAAGACGAGGCUCAAGCUGCUGCUAAACAGCCACCUUUUGGUGAAGGGAUGGACAUAGACCUCGGUCAGCCUGAGAUAUGCACUGAGACACUAACAGGAGUUAGUGAAAGUCAGGACACUGGUGGAAUCCCAGACAAAGUGUUCAGUCAAGCAGAAGAUGGUGGAGAGAGACCUGGAAAAUUGACGCAAAAUAAUGAAGACUGCCAAGAACCAGAGGAGACAUUCUCAACAACUGAGAGAAAAGAUGAUGUAGGAGAAGAUGAGGAGGGAAACACUGAACCAGAGCCCAAUGAGUACCAGCAUCAGUACCUAGGUCUGGAUUUUAGUCAGAACCUCCAGAUGCUCACAGGGUCCUGGGCGGAAUACACGCAGACUCCGGAGAACUACCUCAGAGGCUGCAAAUGGGCUCCAGAUGGUUCCUGUAUCCUCUCGAACAGCGCAGAUAAUGUGCUGCGUGUGUAUAAUCUCCCGCCUGAGCUCUACAGCAGCAGCUGGGAUCUGCUCUCAGAGAUGAGUCCGGUGCUGAGGAUGCCUGAAGGAGACACCGUCUAUGACUACUGCUGGUUUCCAAAGAUGAGCUCUUUAGAUCCAGACACCUGCUUUAUUGCUAGCAGUAGCCGUGACAACCCAGUCCACAUAUGGGACGCUUUCUAUGGUAACCUACGAGCAACAUUUCGUCCCUACAACCAUCUGGACGAGCUGACGGCGGCCCAUUCGCUGUGUUUCUCUCCUGACGGAUCUCAGCUCUACUGUGGCUUUGAUAAGACGGUCAGGGUGUUCUACACAGAGCGGCCUGGUCGGGAUUGUGAGCAGAGGCCUACUGUUGUGAAGAAACAGGGCCAGACAGGUAUAAUCUCCUGCAUGGCAUUUAGUCCGUCUCAGCCGAUGUAUGUUUGCGGGUCAUACUCACGCACAGUGGGUCUAUACUCCUGUGAAGACGGAUCAAUGUUGGCUCUUUUGCCGCAACGCCACCAUGGUGGAGUCACACACCUGCUCUUCUCACCCGAUGGCAACCAGCUGUACACAGGUGCCCGCAAGGAUCAAGAGAUCCUGUGCUGGGAUCUCCGAGACCCGGGUCGGGUUCUGUUCUCACUCCCCAGAAACGUGAGCACUAACCAGCGCAUUUACUUCGACCUAGAUCCGUCUGGCCGGUACCUUGUGAGCGGAGACACAGACGGAGUGAUGUCAGUAUGGGAUACACUCACAGCUCCUCCUGAUUGUAAUGAAGAGGUCCUGAGGCCCGUGCUCCAGUUUCAGGCUCACACAGACUGCACUAAUGGCAUCAGUCUUCAUCCUUUUAUGCCAUUAGUGGCAUCCUGCAGCGGUCAGCGUCAGUUCCCGUGGCCUGGACACAGCGAUGACGAGGACGAGGAGAAGAUGAUGACAUCCAGCGACAUCAGAGAGAACAAUGGGCUUGUGCUGUGGUGGGCAGGACCACUGGGUUCAUCCAAUGAACAGGGGCAGGAAGAAGGGAGCACAGCUUGAGAACCUAUCAUCUGUAACUUCAAUUUAUUUGUGAACCGAACCAAAAUUUACAAAGUGCCAAGCUGCAGUAACAACGGUGUAAAUAAUUUUAUAUGUCCAUGUAUAUAUCAUAUACCGCCUUUCAGAGACAUUACAAACAAUGAGAUGAAAAACUUUAUUGAUUUUUGAGGAACUUGUAAUGGGUUUUAUACUGAGGUCUUUCACAGGUAUCGAUGCUGGAGGAAGCUCAGUUAAUUACAAAAAAAAAAAAAAAAAAGCCAGUCAGUGAACUUUUUCAAUUCAUUAGUGAAUUAGUUCAAUUUAAUGUGACUGAGGAGUUUGAAUUUUUUUGUUAAGGGAAUUGGAUUCUCUUUAGUGCUUGUGUUGCACUGAUCACUUCUCAAUAACAGUUUUACUUUUUGUUUCUUUAACUUGCGGUAUUUGCUGGAUUGUUUUUUGGCAACUGGGGGGGGAGGCUUUGUCUUUUGAGAAACUAAAAGACAUUUUCUUGAACACAGAGCUUCUUAAAUGGUCGUGUUGGAGAUAAAGAAUGGAAGCAAACACUGAAUCAUCUCUUGGCAUUCUGUGUAAUUUCUCCUCCACCGCUCAUCCAAUCUAAUUCUUCUGCUCCGUUGAGACUCUGCUCCAUUUAUUUACUCCAUAUCUCCUAUGUGUAGUUCUGCCACGUACAUCUGUGAAUCAUUUUUAGUCAAUGAUAUCAUGUAUGUGUGGGUAUCUGAAUCUUCUCAACCAUCCCACAUAUGCUGUUUACUGUGAGCUAUUUGUAUAUUGUACUUACAUUCCUAAUCUUGUUUCUCUUGAUACUUAUUAUUAAAGCUGCAGUUUAACAUUUUUAAA
Molecule: messenger RNA, 2710 nt
Organism: Tachysurus vachellii
Lineage: Eukaryota; Metazoa; Chordata; Actinopteri; Siluriformes; Bagridae
Gene: wrap53
Product: WD repeat containing, antisense to TP53
Exons: 11
Coding region: 281-1873 (530 amino acids)
Biological process (GO): Cajal body organization
Cellular component (GO): Cajal body
Molecular function (GO): RNA binding; protein binding
Source: RefSeq, a predicted model, not a curated record